AUGGGCGGUGUUUUUCAUCCUGUGGGUGUUUGGAAAGAUAGAAACGGAGGUGUCGGUGGUGGGGGCCGUGGUGGCAGCAGUGGCGGAUGGAAUAACAGAGGCGGCGGGUGGGAUCGUGGGAGGGAGAGAGAAGCUAACCCUUUUCAAGAAGAUGCCGAUGCAGAACCAGCAUUUGGGGAGCAGGAGAACACGGGGAUCAAUUUUGACGCAUACGAGGAUAUUCCGGUGGAGACGAGUGGGAGGGAUGUGCCCCCACCGGUCAAUACGUUUGCGGAUAUAGAUCUCGGAGAGGCUUUAAAUCUAAACAUUAGGAGGUGCAAGUAUGUGAAGCCAACUCCUGUGCAGAGGUAUGCCAUACCAAUCGCACUUGCCGGGCGGGACUUGAUGGCCUGUGCCCAGACUGGUUCUGGAAAGACGGCGGCGUUUUGUUUCCCGAUAAUUAGUGGGAUCAUGAAAAGCAGUCAAUCUGGACCGAGACCACCUCGCAUGCCGCGUAUGGCUUUUCCAUUUGCUCUCAUUCUUUCUCCCACUAGGGAACUUUCAAUGCAAAUCCAUGAAGAAGCCAAGAAAUUUGCUUAUCAAACUGGCGUCAAGGUGGUUGUUGCAUAUGGUGGUGCACCUAUCAAUCUACAGCUUCGAGAACUUGAAAGAGGUGUGGACAUACUUGUUGCAACUCCCGGACGGUUAGUUGAUUUGUUGGAAAGAGCAAGAGUCUCAUUGCAAAUGAUUAAGUAUUUAGCCCUAGAUGAGGCAGAUAGAAUGUUAGACAUGGGUUUUGAGCCUCAAAUAAGGAGAAUUGUGCAACAGAUGGACAUGCCUCCGGCUGGUGUACGACAGACAUUGUUGUUUAGCGCUACAUUUCCAAAGGAGAUUCAGAGGCUGGCUGCUGAUUUUCUAUCAAAUUACGUGUUUCUGGCUGUUGGAAGGGUUGGAUCUAGUACCGACUUGAUUGAACAAAGGGUUGAAUAUGUGCUUGAGACUGACAAAAGAAGUCACCUGAUGGAUCUUCUCCAUGCACAGAGAGCAAAUGGUCUUCAGGCUAAGCAAGCUCUUACGCUUGUUUUUGUCGAGACAAAGAAGGGAGCAGAUUCGCUUGAACACUGGCUCUGCAUUAAUGGGUUUCCUGCUACAUCCAUACAUGGUGACAGGACACAACAGGAGAGAGAAUAUGCUCUGAGAUCCUUCAAAAGUGGGAAAACACCAAUCCUGGUGGCGACUGAUGUUGCAGCUCGUGGGCUCGACAUCCCGCAUGUGGCCCAUGUUGUCAACUUUGACCUCCCCAACGAUAUCGAUGAUUACGUCCACCGGAUCGGUCGCACGGGCCGGGCUGGAAAAACAGGCCUAGCCACUGCCUUCUUCAACGACAACAAUUCCUCUUUGGCUAGGCCACUGGCCGACCUGAUGCAAGAGGCAAACCAGGAGGUCCCCGCCUGGCUUUCACGCUUUGCCGCCAGGUCAUCGUUCGGCGGAAAGGGCCGCCGUGGGGGAGGCUCUGGUGGAAGAUUUGGUGGAAGAGACUUCCGGAAGGAUAACAGAGGUGGAGUGGACUUCUAUGGCAAUAAUAAUAACGGUAACGUGAACAGCGGCGGUGGCCCGGGUGGGUACGGUGGAGGUUAUGCUUCUUCUACCUUGACAAGUGCAUGGGACUAA
Messenger RNA from Striga hermonthica, 1650 nucleotides. Lineage: Eukaryota; Viridiplantae; Streptophyta; Magnoliopsida; Lamiales; Orobanchaceae. The record is from the annotation of a GenBank genome assembly.